Molecule: messenger RNA, 2135 nt
Organism: Plectropomus leopardus (leopard coralgrouper)
Lineage: Eukaryota; Metazoa; Chordata; Actinopteri; Perciformes; Serranidae
Product: arrestin domain-containing protein 3-like
Biological process (GO): protein transport
Cellular component (GO): plasma membrane; cytoplasm
Source: RefSeq, a predicted model, not a curated record
UCCCACGGUCAAGACGCCAUAAGCACCCCCACAUAUUAAAACAGCAAACAGUGAAAGCGAUUGGAAAUAAGCAGAUUGAUCGAUCUUAUGGUUUCUUUAUUCAUUUAACCAACAAAAUCUUCUUUUAACUCCGACAAUGCCUUCAAUUAAAAGCCUAACGAUGACUUACGACGCGCUGAAUGAGCACGGGACGUUUUCGGAGGGGGACACCCUCGCUGGGAAAGUAACACUGGCUUUAUUAAAGGAGACCACAGUCGAAAGCUUGUUUGUAAAAGCUAAAGGAGACGCAGAAGUGUGCUGGACGAAAAAGAGCGGCGAUCGCACCUAUACAUACUCGUCACACAAGAGAUACUUCAAAUUGAAGCAGUUUCUAAUCCCAGAGGACUCGGACACUGUGGUUCCCCAAGGAACCCAUGUCUAUAAAUUCAACUUUAAAAUACCACCAGGGAGCAUGCCUUCAUCAUUCAGGGGGAGUCAUGGAAAGAUUGUCUACAAGCUGGAGGCCAAGCUUUCUAGGAGUUGGAGAAUUGACCGCACAGUAGAAAAAGACAUACAUUUCGUCUCCAAGUCCUUUCCAAGUCUUAAUUCUCUGAUGUCUCGCCAAGUUGGUUCAACAAAGAAAGAGAUGGGGCUUUUCUCAAGAGGACACGCAAACAUGGAUGUCAUUGUUGACAAGAGGGCCUAUGCCCCAGGUGAAACAAUGGCAAUUCUUGCAAAGAUCAACAAUUCCUCAUCCAGUGAGAUGACACCCAAAUUCAAUUUAAUCCAGGAUGUGGUGUACCGUGCCAACGGAAAUACCAAACAUGACUGCAAUGUUAUCCACAAAGUGGUUGACCACUGUAUUAAAUCUCAAACACAGAAGGAUGUCAGGUGUGCCAUGAAGAUUCCUCGUGAUCUGAUACAAACAAUCCAGAAUUGUGACAUUAUCUCAGUGGAGUACCACUUAAAGGCAUAUCUGGACAUCAGCUUUGCUUUUGAUCCAGAGAUCAUUUUCCCAGUGGUCAUUAUUCCUCCAGACCUCACUCGAGGCCCUCAGCCUGGUGUGGCUGCACAUACACAUCCAGCUGGAGCAGUUGGGGGCCCGAGCAACAGCGAUUUCCCUCCACCUGCCAUGUCUAUGGGUCCUUAUCCUGCAUCCCCAUCCUCAGGCAGUUAUAGAUACCCAGGAGCCCAAAGAUAUUCAGCACCACCGCCUGUGUACCCAGGUAACUCACCGAUGUACCCUGCUCAGCCAGCUUACCUGAGUGGGGGUUACAAUAAUCCAGUGCCGCAUGGGGCUUCUCCGUAUGGAUCUCCAUUUUCAUCUUCAUCAUCGUCCUCUGUACUUCACCCUCCACCCACUGCCCCAACAUUUCAACCAUCCCCAUCUGCCCCAGAGAUCCACCCAUCCCCUCCUCCUCCAACCUUUGACAUUUCCCCAAGUGCUCCCUCAUACUACCUGCUGCCUUCUGCACCAAUGAUGAACACAGACUUCCUGUCUCAAAUGGAUGAAGCUCCUCCAGCAUAUUCACUUCUUUUCCCGUCUUCUGCUACUGACGAAUCUGAUGCAAAACAAUAGAAUGUAUAAUAAAUGACUGAAUCACUUCAUUAAUUUUUAAGUAAAACACUAAUUUUUAGUUAAAAAUGUGAACUCUGAUCAACUAAAUUCUGUCUUUAAUACUUUAUUUAUGUUGUUAAGCUUGAAGUAUGAAUUUAAAAUGAAAAUGGCAUUGUGCAGUAUUUACCGCACCAUAUAAACUAUAAGCAAAACAGGACUUCUGCAAUGUGUUAAUGUGGUUUCCUGGUCAGUUCAGGUUUAUAUUUUGCUUUGCCCAGCUGCUCAACUUCAGCCAUCAGGAUACACUGUGUAUUUCAGGUGCCUUGUUCAACUCAAGUGUCCUAGAUUGAUUUGUUUUUAAGUGUUAAAGGUUAUACCUAUUCACUCUACCUCACACUUCUGUUCGAAGGCUGGUUAGUAAAAAAUGGACAACAUGUAGUGUACUGUAUCAAGAAAAACAAUCAGUUUUAUGUUUGUUAAAAGGCCAAAUAAACAUUUCUCUAUAUUUUUCAGACUGUUUAAUAUAACAUCAGACAACUACUUCUGUCUAUUUAAUUACUACUUUGCAAAUUUGAUUUGUUAUACUAACAAACUGCAA